GUAGUACGGACAUACAAAACCUAGUUUCCAAUGAGAAUCGACAAAUAUUUCUUUUUAAAAAACACAGAUAGAAACCUUUACCGCUAGUCACCGGCACUCGGAGCUUCAAGGGGGUGAGGAUUGCGGAGGGGCAGGGUGAAAGUAGUCAAGUACUGAGAUCGUUGGUGUGCGUCUUCGAACAGAUUACUUGUGAAUCCGUGAUGUUAUUCCCCACUUGAGUAGUUGAUUUGUGAAACCUGAAGAGAACCAUCAUCAUCAACCCUUUGAAGCUUGCGAAUGAAGGUCGCGUGGAGCACUUGCCGGGAGGAUACUGGACCAAGAAGUGCCAACAAGAACCCUUGAGGUCCCGAGGGUUAGCGGAGUUUAGAUCCAAGAGAUAUUGUUGCUGCAAUUUUUGGAAUGUUUCUACAGAUCACUACUGCAUUGUGUAAGAGCGCUUCAGGGCAAUAGCCGAAGCCGACUUCCGAACGAUCAUGUCUGUAGAGCUAGGAGAGGCUGCGAUGUGGGUUUUCCUGAUCUUGAAAAUCAAGGUCGCCGAAGUUUAGUUAUUCUUGGAGGUUUUUCUUUUUGUUUUUUUUUUUUUUUUUUUUCCUCCCCUUGGUGGUGUUCUUCUUCUUAGUUUAGGGCAUACCAGGAUGCCAAUUUAUGGGUACGUAUUGGUUGCAGUGUGAGGGCGGUGAUAUUAUCGCUUGGAUACCAUGCCAUUCGCAGAAAUGAUACGGAGCAAGCAGUGAUGGCGUUCACCCACUUAGAUGCUCUGGAGCUGAAUUAGCUGAGGUUUGCACACGAGUUGCCAUCCCUGUCAUGCUCGAGGAAGAUAGUGUGUGGAGGACGGAAACGGUGCUGUAACUUGUGGGUCUGUUCGAGGGUGGAGUAAUUUUGAGGUUAGUUGGGGUAAUGGAGGCUGAGCGAAAUGCAAUAGUGUGCAUUACCGCGCCUGACGAGCUGGAUGACGGUAUGCGAGAGAAGCUGUCGGUGUCACCCAAAGCUAAGCGGGUUGCCAGCCCCAGAUGGUCCAAACACGAAACCCUUGUCAUGAUUGAAGCCAAGCGGAAACAUGAGCUUGAUAUCCAGCAGGCCAACGGUUUGAAGGGAAGGACGCAGCUGACGGAUGUGAACAAAUGGGACCUUGUUUCGGCGUCGUGCCGCGCUGUAGGGAUCGACAGAGAUGGGAAAAUGUGUCGAAAGAGAUGGUUCAAUCUGCUGACGGAGUUCAAGAAAAUAUUGGAGUGGUGCAAAACCAACGGGUUUGAGGACUUUUGGAACAUGUCGGGAGACGAAAGGAGAGAGAAGAAAUUGCCCACUGGGUUCGACCAAGAGAUUUAUCUGGCCAUGGAAAGUUUCUCCAAGUCUCCGUCUGGAAUGUUGCCGGAUGAGAGUGGGUCUCGUGGCGCAACAGAUGAUGGCAUGUUUUUGGAGAUUGAGCAGGAUGUGCAACCGGCGGAGGAUGCUCAGCAUCUGGAGAAUGGCACAAUGCCUGUGGAACUCGGCGCUGGGAAUGGACUCCGAAUACCCUCUGUUGUGCCCGAACCUCUGAUUUCUAGAGGGAUGUCACCUGAGCGGCCUCGGAAUCUGAAGAAACGGAAGCUUCCAUGUGGACCAGUUCCUGGCGAAGCAGAUCCAAAAGAUCCCUACAUUGCCAUACUAGAAAACACCAGCAAAAGCUUGCAAGCCGCCUUCACAGAAACUAUUCAAGCACAGCUGAAGGUGUACAGCCGCACUGUACAUGCUCAGAUUGAGGCUCAAAAGCAAGAGAAUGCGUUGGAGAGAGCAUUGCGCAAAGAACAGGGUGACAAGUUAAUCGGAGUUUUGACCACAUUAGUCGAUGCAUUGUCCAAAAUCGCCGACAAGUUGUAAUAGAUACCAUCUGUCAGGCGGCUCGCAUGAGCUCAUCAGAUGCUUCCAUUUUCGUUCCAUCUGUAAGAUUGGUGACGCUAUGCGAGGAUACAGGAGCCCAUCCGUUACAGCCCAAUGAGAAGAAGAUGCAUGAGCCUUUUCCAAUUAAACGUCUCAGACUCUCCUGUGGGUUGUCUGUUAGUAUACAUCGAGCACAACUUAUGGAGGACAAGGGCAAGGAUCACUUAAACAGGUUCAGAUUCUCAAUCUCAAACUCUGAUAUAUAUGUCAUAGAAGCUGCUCCAAAUCAGACAUUCACACAUGAGUGUGAUCAUUUUUCUGCUUAUUAGAUAGUGGUGUAGUGUAGGAGAGAGAGCAAGGAGUUUUUUUCCCCAUUCUGGUUGUCGAAUUGACAUCCUCAGACAUGUUGUUUCUAGGCACCCUUCGGGCAUCAUUUCUUUGUAACAUAUGGAUCAGCAUCAGCAUCAGCACCUAUAGAUUAGGAUGACUGGGGCUCGGUUUAGCUAAUAGAGUGUACAGCUAAAAUUAAGCAAAGCUGAUUUGCGCUGCUCAUGCUCUUUUGAGUUUCUUGUCACAUACGCAGUGAAGAAGAUGUUGAAACAUCUCCUAAAUGCUGCUGGCCUGAACUUCUGUCGUUGUGCAGUGUGCACAAUGAAGAUUAUAAAUGGUUUUAAAAUAUAUUUCUUAACUGGUUUA
This is a messenger RNA of Physcomitrium patens, 2553 nucleotides long. RefSeq names its product trihelix transcription factor ASR3. NCBI's taxonomy places the organism in Eukaryota, Viridiplantae, Streptophyta, Bryopsida, Funariales, Funariaceae. The record is from RefSeq and is a predicted model, not a curated record.